UUCGGUGCAUCCCUAGUGGAAAUGGCUCAGGCUUGGGAGGUUCAGUAUUUACUUAAACUGUAGCAGCACUGGAGUCUGUGUUAGAGUGUGUGACGAUUUGGGCCACCCCCCACUUGCAUAUUCCACUCCUACUUUAGUUUUCAUAUCCGGACUUACUGGUUUAUUGAAUGUCAGUCUUUUUUUUGAAGUGUAAGCUGUGGGACAGACAUGGCAGAAAAGACUCCACUCGGGGAGACGACAGAUGUAGAAAAAGCGGAGGGAUCAGAUCAGUUCUCAUUGCCCAGAACUGUGCUGCCUGGAGCUGCGGCUUUAUGGGAACACAAAACCUCCCGGCAUGUUCCUUUGGUGCCAGUGAUCUGUAUCGUUACAGUUUUAUUCGUUAGUGUGAUUGUGCCUUUGACUGUCCUUUUAUACAUCAGAGAACCCUGUUCAUCAUGCAAACCUUGUGGUUAUUCUGCCCCCUGUGAGGAGGACUGGAUCUGGUACCGGGGGAAAUGUUAUUAUUUCUCUGAGACAUAUGAUGAGUGGAACAACAGCCAGAACUUCUGUGCCUCCCACAAUGCAUCUCUCUCUCUCAUCGACUCCCAGGAGGAACUGGAUUUUCUAAGAAGACAUAAGGGUCUCUAUGACCACUGGAUCGGGCUGUACAGAGACAUUGAUGGGCCGGCGUGGGUCUGGGCCAAUGGAUCCUUGUUCAGAAAUACGUUCCGUAUAGAAGAAGACUACCCGUGUGUUUACCUUAAUAACAACCGUAUUGGCAGCACAGAGUGUCGUGUAGACAAGAAAUGGAUCUGUAAUAAAAUAGAUGCAAAUAGUCACAUGCCACAUUUUUAAUAGGAGACACUAUGAGAUGUUGCCACAUGUGUCUGCAGUUGCCCACGUGCCACAGAGGUUUGUGCCCAUUACAGGCUGCCCGGGCCCUUCCCCUCGUGGGCUGCGCUGCACUGAUGAGUCCCAAACAGGACGAAACACAUUGGGGCUCAUUUAUCAACACUGGGCAAAUUUGCCCAUGGGCAGUUACCUAUAGCAACCAAUCAGUGAU
Molecule: messenger RNA, 1042 nt
Organism: Xenopus laevis (African clawed frog)
Lineage: Eukaryota; Metazoa; Chordata; Amphibia; Anura; Pipidae
Product: C-type lectin domain family 2 member B
Exons: 5
Coding region: 208-834 (208 amino acids)
Source: RefSeq, a predicted model, not a curated record